AUGGCACCGCUCAAAAUGCUGCUCCUGGCGACGCUGGAGCUGGCUGCCUUGACACGCGCCGCGCAUCUGAAAUUCGAACUGGACCUUACCUGGAAGAAAGGCGCGCCCAAUGGCGUGGAACGCGACAUGAUCUUUGUCAAUGAUGCCUUUCCUGGGCCGGCGUUGAUCAUGGAUGAGGGUGAUGAAGUCUCAAUAGCCGUGACCAAUCACCUCCCGUUCAACUCGUCAGUGCAUUUCCAUGGAAUUGAACAAAAAGGAACGCCUUGGGCUGAUGGCGUGUCUGGGUUAUCACAAUGGGCUAUCCUGCCGGGCCAAACAUACACUUACAAAUGGACGGCGACGCAGCCGGGUACAUAUUGGUAUCACUCACACGAUAAGGAUAGAAUAAUGGACGGGUUGUACGGUGCAAUCCAAAUCCGACCGUCGAGUGAUCGAGACUCACCAUUCUCGAUGAUUUCUAACGAUGAAGCCGAUAUUGAGGCCAUGAAAGAGGCAGAGAAAAAUGCCAAUCUCGUCAUGCUAUCAGACUGGGACCAUUUGACAUCCGACGCAUACAUGCAUGCCUUGAUGGAGACGGGCUACGACAUUUUUUGCUCCGAUAGUAUUCUGAUCAACGGUGGAGGAUCAGUCUAUUGCAAAGACCCAGAAGAGCUUACAGCUCUACAGCCACCACAGAUCAGGGCAGUCGUCACUGAACCGCUGACAGACAAAGGAUGCGACCCUUUCAUGGACGUAUUGCAAGGCACCUGGCCACAUCACCCCGAAAAGCUCCCGGGUGGCCUGAACUCGGGCUGCAUCCCUAGCCAAGGCGCGAACGCCACUUUUCAAGUCAAUCCCGACACAAAGUGGGCCAGUUUCAACUUCAUCAGCGCAGCCAGCCUCAAGGCCCUCACAGUAUCCAUCGACGAGCAUCCGAUGUACGUAUACGAAGUGGACGGCCACUACAUCGAGCCACAGCUGGCCCACCAAGUUCCGAUCUACAGCGGGGAACGAUACUCGGUAAUGGUCAAGCUCGACCGAGAGCCUGGUGUCUAUACAAUGCGGGUUGCCGGCAACGGAAACCAAGUUAUUUCUGGCUUCGCCACGCUAAACUACGAAGGUGGCGAGAACAAUCAACGCGAGUCAGUACCAUACAUUGACUACGGCGGUGUCAACACAACAGCAUCCGUAAUCCCGCUCAAUACCACUCACCUCCCGCCUUAUCCCGCAGUCUUGCCAGCAAUGGAAGCCGACGACUUCCACCUCCUUCAGCUCGGACGCAUCAAUUCAUCCUGGGAAUGGACUCUGGACGGUACCGCUUUCCUGCCGGCAAACCUUGCUGCGAUGGAGCCGGCAUUGUUCGAUCGGAAAGCACCUGGUCUCGAGUCGGCGCUGAAAAUCGAGACAAAAAACAAUACCUGGGUGGACAUCGUUUUUCAGCUCGUCAUCCCGGAGCCGACGAAGCUUCAGCCUCCACACCCGAUACACAAGCAUUCAAAUAAGGCUUUCUUGAUGGGCGCUGGCCAGGGCAAGUUCGCGUGGAAUUCGCUGCAGGAGGCGGCGGCUGAGUCGCCAGAAAGCUUCCUUGAAACCCCUAUCUAUCGAGAUACCUUUCUGACAUCACCUGCUGGAGAGGCCUGGAUUGCAAUCCGGUACCAUGUCGUGAAUCCAGGUGCUUUCCUUCUGCACUGCCAUAUGGAGACGCAUUUGUCUUCGGGGAUGGGUCUUGUGCUGCUGGAUGGUGUGGAUGCUUGGCCGGAGGGUGCUGAGCAUGUGGGAGAGUCCUUCUUUCACUCUUGA
This is a messenger RNA of Penicillium argentinense, 1779 nucleotides long. It is a transcript of the gene abr2, whose product is annotated as laccase abr2. Gene Ontology annotation, molecular function: copper ion binding; oxidoreductase activity. The record is from RefSeq and is a predicted model, not a curated record. The transcript has 6 exons. NCBI's taxonomy places the organism in Eukaryota, Fungi, Ascomycota, Eurotiomycetes, Eurotiales, Aspergillaceae. Bases 1 to 1779 code for a protein of 592 amino acids.